AUGACCGAACAAAAAGCAGCUUUCAUCAAGGUUCCCACCGACAACACCGAUGGCUUUCAGACAAUGCCCGUGGAGCCCUCAAGACGACUGCCUGACUCCGACAUGCGCGUCGAGCUAUGCACUGAACAGGACGCCGAAAAGAUUGCUGAAGGUCUCUACCUCUGUUUCCCGGACGACUGGUGGGCAAAGAAAGAGCCAUUAGAACUCCGUCCCAAAGAAAACAGCGACCGAAUCCGCAUCCAACGUAUGGUUAAGCGCCUCACCCCAGCCAUCACCGACCCCAACCACAGCUUCAUCAAAGCCGUCCUGACCUCCACCGGCGAAAUAGUAGGAAUAGCAGGAUGGACGCGGCCUUCGAACCCAGGUGUGCACAACAUGUUUCGCCGCAGCGCAAUCGACCACUAUGGCUGGAAAGAGAAGAUGGGCUGGACUGACGAAGAAAUCGAGGAAAUGUGGUCGCACGUCAGCGACGAGACGUGGAACGUUCAGUUUGGCAAAGACGACGAGAUGAGGAGGGAGAUUACGGAGGAGCAGCCCCAUUGGUAUCUCGCGCCGUUGCUUACGUGGCCGGAGUAUCAGGGGAGAGGUGUGGGGAAGAGGUUGUUGAAUUGGGCGAUUGAACAGGCGGAUGCCAAUGACCCGCCUACGCCAAUGUAUUUGGAAUCUAGACCGAGUGCUAGGGCGGUUUAUAUGCAUAUGGGAUUUGUGCCAUGCGGGGAUUAUAAUAUGCUGAGGAAGGGACCGGCGGUUGUGAAGGGUUUGGAGGCGGAGGAUGAGGGGAAGAAUGAGGGGGAUAAGGAGAAGUUGGAAGGGAUUAGUGUAGAGGUUGCGGAGAAGAAUACGCAGGUUGAUAUUGCAGGCUGA
This is a messenger RNA of Alternaria atra, 864 nucleotides long. RefSeq lists its product as uncharacterized. The coding region runs from base 1 to 864 and encodes 287 amino acids. Lineage: Eukaryota; Fungi; Ascomycota; Dothideomycetes; Pleosporales; Pleosporaceae. The record is from RefSeq and is a predicted model, not a curated record. Gene Ontology annotation, molecular function: acyltransferase activity, transferring groups other than amino-acyl groups. The transcript has a single exon.